GCUGCCUCCUUGGUGUACAUAAGCCAUUCUGAUUUGCACCCUGCCUUUAUAAGAGGGGAUUCAUCACAGCCAGAGCUCAGAAAAAGACAGAGCUUACAGAGCAGAGCACAAAGUAACUGCGGGCAGGGCAUUGCUGCACAGAGCUGAGGCAGCAACAACAACACAAGCCAGCCUUCUUCUCCAGACAACAGGACCUGUGUUUGGGUUGAGCAUGGGACUGCAUGGGUCUAAACACCCUCAUCAGGCUCAGAUUGUGAUGCUGGGCCUGGACGGCUCGGGGAAGUCCACCCUGCUCUACAAGCUCAAGUACAACGAGUCUGUCAUCACCGUGCCCACCGUGGGCUUCAACGUGGAGAUGCUGGAGACGGAGGCGAGGGGUCCGGGGUUGACCGUGUGGGACGUGGGAGGCCAGCAGAGGAUGAGGCCCCACUGGAAGCACCACUACCCAGGCACGGAGGCCCUGGUGUUUGUGGUGGACAGCUGGGACCGCAGGCGUUUGGAUGAGGCAAAGAAAGAGCUCCAUCAGGUGCUGAGGAGCGGGAGUCUAAAAAGCCUUCCUCUGGUGGUGCUGGCCAAUAAGCAGGACCUCCCCGGGGCAGCAAGCCCACAGGAGAUCACCCACAGGUUGGACCUGAGGAGGGUAUGUGGAAACAGGGAUUGGUUUGUCCAGCCGUGCUCUGGGAGGACUGGUGUGGACCUGGAGGAAGGUUUCAGAAGGGUUGCCUAUAUGUUGAAGACUUCACUAAAGCAGACUAAGGCGGAUAUAAAGAACACAGUAAAACAACUGAAACCCAAAGCCAUUACGAUGAUGACCAAGACACAAGGCCUGGGCUGCAGCUAAGACCAGUGAUUAUAAAACCCUAUCGAUGGGUGUAAUAAUCUCCCUUGGAUUAUUUUGUAUUCUUCUGGAUUAUUUUGAGCAGAAUAGCUGAUUUAGAAUGCCCUGUGUUGGAUCAUUCUGACACACUCAUUCUUGAAUAUGGGAACAAGACUCUCCAGAACAAACUUGAGAUCCCAACGUAUCUA
Molecule: messenger RNA, 1026 nt
Organism: Salvelinus namaycush (lake trout)
Lineage: Eukaryota; Metazoa; Chordata; Actinopteri; Salmoniformes; Salmonidae
Product: ADP-ribosylation factor-like protein 14
Exons: 2
Coding region: 212-841 (209 amino acids)
Biological process (GO): intracellular protein transport; vesicle-mediated transport
Cellular component (GO): cytoplasm
Molecular function (GO): GTP binding; GTPase activity
Source: RefSeq, a predicted model, not a curated record